Cavia porcellus (domestic guinea pig) is the source of this 5903-nucleotide messenger RNA. It is a transcript of the gene Dnajb14, whose product is annotated as DnaJ heat shock protein family (Hsp40) member B14. Gene Ontology annotation, molecular function: Hsp70 protein binding. NCBI's taxonomy places the organism in Eukaryota, Metazoa, Chordata, Mammalia, Rodentia, Caviidae. Gene Ontology annotation, biological process: cellular response to misfolded protein. Bases 153 to 1292 code for a protein of 379 amino acids. Gene Ontology annotation, cellular component: endoplasmic reticulum membrane. The transcript has 8 exons. The record is from RefSeq and is a predicted model, not a curated record.
UCCGUCCGUCCGGGCCGCCCGGGCCCCGCGCCCGCGCCCUGCCGCCGGGCCUGCCGCCCGCUUCGCGUCUCGCCCAGCGAGCUCCGCCGCCGCCGGCUUCCUCUCCCGCCGGCCAGCCCCGCCCUCCGCGCCCGCGCCCCGCCGCGGCCGUCAUGGAGGGGAACCGGGACGAGGCGGAGCGGUGCGUGCGCAUCGCGCGCGAGGCCCUGGGCGCCGGCGACCGCGGCAAGGCCCAGCGCUUCCUGCAGAAGGCCGAGCGGCUGUACCCGCUGCCCGCCGCGCGUGCACUGUUGGAAGUGAUUAUGAAAAAUGGAAGCACUGCUGGAAGCAGCCCGCACUGCCGGAAGCCCGCGGGGGGCGGGGAGCAGAGCAAGGCCAGCGGCGCCAAGGACGGCGCGUCUGGGGCCACGGAGAGCGGGAAGGGCUACACCCGCGACCAGGUGGAGGGCGUUCUCAGCAUAAACAAAUGUAAAAAUUACUAUGAAGUACUUGGAGUUACGAAAGAUGCAGGUGAUGAAGAUUUGAAAAAAGCUUACAGAAAACUUGCUUUGAAGUUUCAUCCAGACAAAAACCUCGCACCUGGAGCAACAGAUGCAUUUAAAAAGAUCGGAAAUGCUUAUGCUGUUCUAAGUAAUCCCGAGAAACGAAAGCAGUAUGACCUCACCGGCAGUGAAGAGCAGGCUUGCACUAAGCCCAGCAAUGGCAGGUUCAGCUUCCACAGAGGCUGUGAGGCAGACAUAACCCCCGAAGACCUGUUCAACAUAUUUUUUGGUGGUGGAUUUCCUUCAGGUAGUGUACAUUCAUUUUCAAAUGGCCGAGCUGGUUAUAGCAAUCAACAUCAGCAUCGACACAGUGGACAUGAAAGAGAAGAAGAAAGAGGAGAUGGAGGUUUUUCUGUGUUUAUCCAGCUGAUGCCCAUAAUUGUAUUGAUCCUGGUGUCAUUGUUAAGCCACUUGAUGGUCUCUAAUCCUCCUUAUUCUUUAUAUCCCAGAUCUGGAACAGGGCAAACUAUUAAAAUGCAAACAGAAAACUUGGGAGUGGUUUAUUAUGUCAACAAGGACUUUAAAAAUGAGUACAAAGGAAUGUUACUACAAAAGGUGGAAAAGAGUGUGGAAGAAGAUUAUGUGACCAAUGUUCGAAAUAACUGCUGGAAAGAAAGACAACAAAAAACAGACAUGCAGUAUGCUGCGAAAGUAUACCGUGAUGAUCGACUCCGGAGGAAGGCAGAGGCCCUGAGCAUGGACAACUGUAAAGAACUGGAACGACUGACCAGUCUGUACAAAGGAGGCUGAGCAGGCUUGCGUCUGGACCUGUGAGCACACCCCGAUCUCCUCUGUAAAUUUAGUGUCAUCAAGAGAGCUGAAGAAAAGAUGUGAUAGGAAAAACUAAACCGAAUGGUUGGCUUCUGAAAUCUCGGACUGUUUCUAACCUCCUGGUUCCUUUAAAAUAGUAAGAACUGCAAACUAAAUCUAACGUUUUAGUUGUGCUUCUGCAGUGACUUUCGUUUGAAAAGCUUCUAUGAUUCCUAACUAAAGAUGUCUUGAGAAGGGAUUGUCAUACCUGUAGCGAUUUCCACUUUUAGUGAUUCUCCGUUGGUUCCUCAUCCUGUAAAUAUAUAUAUGGAAUGAGCAUUUUGUGUACAUAGAGAUUGUUGCCUUUUGUUUAAGUUAUUUUAGCGGUUAGCUCCAUGAGACACUCCUUUUAAAGCAAUGGAAUAAAUGUUGUGUUCACAAUUAUGUUUUCCCUGUCAGGUGUCAAGUAUGUGGAGUCGAAACAGUGAAACUUUUCAAAUGGAAAAAUAAAACCCAAGUCUCUGUAAACUCUUACAGCAUUAUCAGUUUAGAAGGAAUCAAUAUUUUUAAUAUUGCCAUUAUAUUUCAAAAUAUGUACUGAGAUAAAUGAAUUGGUGUAGACUAUCAGUUUAUUUAGUUUAUUGAAUUGCUAAGCCAUAUGUAGAAAUGAAAUGCUACACUGAUAAAUUUUAAAGAAAAUAUGAGAAAAUGGCUAUAAAUAUUAAAUUAAGAGGGUCUUCAAUAGAAAAUUAUAGUUAUGCUUUUGCAUUAAAAAAAGGCCGCAGUGUUCAUUUAUGUCUUGGAAGGCUGCUAACAUCUAUGAAGAAGACACCUAAUUUUCUGCCCAUAGAAACUUGCAUUUUCCUAGUGAUCAUUUAAACAGGAUCCAAAGGUUAGAUAGAUUCUUCUACAAACAAUAAGAAAAAUUACUACUCAAAUACAGCUUUGUGCCUUUUAACCCUACUGCCAACUCCUAAAUGGUUACCAUUCAUUUAUUGACCAGGAUCUGUUUGGCCACAUGCAACAAGUGAGCAGAAAUAGAACCGCAGGUAGAGUAGUAAAUUAGAUAGCAGAUAGCAAGUCAUCCGUUAAAAAUCCUAAGCUACAAUCGACUCAUUGUUGAGUAACUCAAUUAAUCCUUUAGGAAUACACUCCUUAUUAUUGAAUCCAUCAUGUAAAUUAGACAAACAGCAGUUGGUAAUUGAAGUUUUUGGUGCCUAUCUAUUGAGUAUGGAACUAUUUGAUUUCUAGUCUUCUUUUUUUUUUUAAUCGGUACCGGGGAUCGAACUCACAACCGCCUGCUUGCAAGGCAGGUGCUUAUGCCACUGAGCUAAAUCCCCAGCCCCAUGAUUUCUAGUCUUCUGUGCUAGUAAUAUUUUAAUGAUUUUGCUUCCUACUCAGUGGAACAUGAACAUAUUUUUGGCCGUCUUUCUGUGAGCAAGGUGGAGUGGUUUCGUUACUUUUGUUUAAAGAUUUUUUUGGAGGAUGCAGUUGACUUAGACUCUUGUCAAAUAAAAACUGCUAAAAUGAUAUUCCCCUAAAAAUGUUUUCUUGUAUCCCUUUCCUAAGUAAAUCGGUAAAAAGCGUGAUUAAAUUUGAGGUUAAAGUAAAUAUAUUCUAAUAGGAAAUCCUAGUAACUUAACCAAUUUCUUUCAGAAAUGUGACCUUUAAAAGAAAAGUAAUGCUUAAAGUAAAAUUUUAAAUAUUUUUUGAGCCUGUCGAGGGUUUUUAAAAAUGACAUAGCAUUUUAAUUAUGAAAAUUCAUAUAUAUCUAAAAAUUCAAAAAAAUUCAUGUUUAUUUUUCCAAUUUUAAUGGAAAAUUUUCAUUAUUAUGGUUAAUUCUUAUAUGACCUAAACCUUGUUGACUGAUUCCUUUUUCCUUUAAAUCUUUGCUUUAAAGGGAUGGGUGAAAUUCUCAAAUGAAAUGAAGUUCUAUGUUAUAAAGCCACAAAUGGCUUUUGGACAGUAUUAUAGUUCAGGUCUAUUAUUGCAUUCCAUUACAUUUCAUAACUUGUCAGGAACAUGUGUUUGAUAAAAUUUUCAAACAACUAUGAAAAAGGGUUGGUUUGAGUAACUGAUAAUUUGAGGCACAUAUAACAUGUGAGGUAAAAAUUGAGUUAUUAAUGUAAAGGCAGUGAGUAUCUUGUAACUUUAGGUCAUGCGUACACAGUAGGAAGACUUAACUAUUUUAGAUGUAAGAUUUUCAUGUUUGUUACUCCUUUAUGAUUAAAAAUUCUAGGGUUUUGCCAUCUUACAUUUUAGCUACAUGGGCUUCACAAUUUUACUUGAUUACUUUAGUUCCUACGUAAAAGGCAUUGACUUUAACUAGUUUCUCUAACUGGUAUUUUGGAAAUUUGAUAGUUGUAUUUAUUCAUGCUUUAUGUAUUUUAUCUCUUUUUAUGUUCACAUACAGACACAAUUGUUCUUGUGAAGGUUUGAGAGAAAGGAAAUAGUACCCUGUUCCUUUUCUGUUGAUUUUCUUAGUUUCCAAAUGACUGGUGCUAGUGCUUUAAUCAUCUGUAAGCCUUGGAACUUAUUUUGAUCAAUAAAUAAGUUGAAUUCUUGACAAUGAGAAAUUUUAAGUUAUCCAUCUAAUUAAGUAAAAAUAAUAUAUUUUGGGAACAGAUUGUCUUUGGAUGCUAGUUUCAUGAUCACUGCAUGUAUGUUUACAGUUUACAAAGACUUGAUAGAAAGAGAUCAAGUCCUGGAAGCAUCUCCAUGCUUUACAGUGCUCUGUUAUGUAUAAGCUCAGGUGUCAAUGGGAACAGAAACGUGGAUUACUAACCCUUCAGUUUAACUGCACUUGUAUGCUUCAUUUUCUUUUGAGAAAUCUUGUUUUCCUCUAGAUGUAAAAUGAAAUUAGUUGAUGUCCCUUCCAUUGGAUCUGUAAUGUUUUUAAAUUCAGCUAUUUAAUACCAGUGACAUGCAAAUGUUACUUAAUGUAUUUCUGCAUAUUUUACUUUUUAAAAUCUGCCUUGUUAAGACAGUGGAAUACUUCUUGAUGAAUGUAAGGACCAAAGGAGCCAUUUUUCUGGUUAAGUAAGUGUUAUGGCAAAGGACCAAAUGUUUAAGAGUGCAUUUAUUUAUGCUGUCCUUGAUGGGUUCAUCUUCAUACUGAGUGAAGCAAACUAGAAGAGAAUUUAAUUCAUCACUUUUUUUCUCAUUUCCAAAUAGAAAAAAAUUAUAAAAAUGAAAAAUCAAUUUGAAUUUUACUCUUUACUAAGUCCAUGAAAACCCUUGUCUAUUGGACAUGUUAGACUACUGCCUAGUUAAAAUGCCUAACAUUCUGUAAAAACCAGUGAAAAAGAAAGGAAUACUUUAAUAAUUUGAAAUUUUCCCUAUGUUCUGAUUUACAGUUACAAAGAAAAAGUGGAUAGAAUGUGGCUAUCCAGAGAAUUCUUGCACUCCCCCUUCAGUCUGGCAGGCAACACAGUCCUAGAAUUCAGGCUUCAUUUUGGGUUUCAUUACUAUUAAAUAAAUACUUUCAUAUAAAUGGUAAUUUUUUCCUCAAAACAUUAAUUUAAAACAUAUUCCUUAUAUUAAGGAUUAUGUAAUAAAAUUUUUGUAAAUUCCCUAUAACAUUUUCCUGUUGGUAUAUGAUCCUUUUCAUUUAAUUUGAUUAUCUGCUGGUGUUGGGGCCAAUAGAUUUGUAAUAUUCUGUGAUGUGUACAAGUGUAAGUGUACAUAUGCAUUUUUUCCAGCUAAUACCUCAGAUGUGUGAUUAUUUAAUAUGUAACACUAUAUUUGCACAGAGCAGGGCUUCUAUUAGCAAUGGGUAUUCUUAUCCAAAUUUGAAAAUCAGUCCACAGGAUUUCAUUGGUGUGAAUUUUUUCUGUUGAUCCUCAUGUUUUAAUAUAGAUUCCUAUUUUAAGGCCCAUACUUCAAAAAUAACUUGUCUUUUUUUAAGUCUAGUAACCUGGAACUACAUAAGGGUAAGAAGUGUUUCUUGGAGUGUCUUAAUUCAUAAAUGACUAAGAAUUUGAUGACUGCCAUGGAGAUAGCUAAUUCAUGCAGAACAGAUCCGCUGGCAGGAGGGGGGUGAGUCUUGUCCCUGUCUACUCUGGUUGAGCCUGCCACUCAUGCGCACUCUGCUAACAGUGACACUGGGGUGCUCUGGCCAUCACUUUUGAGAGGAUUUUUUUUUACCUAGAUGACUAUAUUGCUUAGGAGAAAAAAAUUGAUAUUUUAUUAUUUGCAUUAAGAAAUGCUUCUUGCCUUUUUCUUUUUGGUUUUUAAAUUGCUUUGAAAGAUUGUCCAUUGAAAGUUUUUUAGUUUACUAUGUAUUUUUAAAAGCUACAGGAAAUCUUCAAGGCACAAUGGAAUUUUAAUGGAAGCCUUGUAUAAGCUAACUGAAAUGAAACAUAAAGGAGAUCUUACUUCGUCUAUAGUGCACUCAAGAUUAUAUAAUUAGGUUUAAAAAUGAAAUGUCUGAUUUGUAAACUAAUGUUAUAUCAGAGUUAUAUAAAAUAAAAUUUCCUGUGUGAGAACUCCUAAAGAAAAUGCAUUUGAUUUUUAAUGAAUGUUCUACUGAACGAUUUAUGAUGAAUUUUUGUCUUUAAGUCUGUACUUUAUCUCAAUAUCUUAAUAAAAAGGUUUGUUCUCACUGUAAAA